AUGAGACAGAUCUCAUUACAAAAUGAGAAUCUUCUGACUCAUUUUGGCUACACGCCAAGCGAAAGCUCCAGUGACUCUGACGAAGAAAAUACAUCUGAAGACGAACAAAUAUACGCCUUUUCUGAUAAGUCAGACUCCUCUGAAGAACUCGAUGAAACCAUUGAAGAAGAUCCAAUACCUACUUCCUCUUCCGAUUCACCUAUCGAAGAAGACCCAAAGCCUCGCCCUAGAUCUAAAAAGUCUAAAGCUAAGAAACAUCGAUUUGAUACGAUUCUAGACGAAUCUUUCUAUGGCGACUUUCCCACUGAAGACUUUCUCCCUGCAGAAGAAGUCUCUGGUUCUGGCCAAAAGACAGAUGAAGAAAAAUCAAAAGCUGAACCCAAAAAACCUUCUGUCUAUUCCUCCUCGUAUAAAUACGACUUUUCUACAGUUCCUACCUGGACACGAAAAGAUGAUCUUAAUAAGUUUCCCAUUUCUCAACAUGGAACUUAUCUGGACCUUACAAAUGUCCCGUAUAAAGACCAUUUGAAAACCAUCGACGAAUGGGCGCAGUCCUUAGCCAUCCUCGUCAAUAACUAUAAAGGAACCUGGGAACGCAACCGUUUCCUUGAUUAUAUUUCAGCAACCCUACAAGGUGAUGCUCUCGAUUGGCUUCGACAAUGGGAUCAAACUUCUCAAGGCCAACGACAAAAGGAUGCACUCUUAAACAAUUUCGAUAAAAUCGAUGGUGUAUUAAGAGGAUUUGUUAAGAUUCUUAAAGAAGAAUUAGUUGGACAUACCGAUGAACAACUCCUCACUGAUGAUGCAACCUGCGCUCUUUCGAAAAUCGAAUUAUGUGACAUUUGCCGUUUUCCGGACUACGUCAAGCUAUUUACCAAAUACUUUCGUAGACUUCCACCCAAUGCUAUUGAACAUUGGUUACCCCAGUUCUUUCAUAAGCUUCCAAAUCCUUGGGAUGAACUUGCAGCCAAAGGCUAUCCCGAUUUCCUAGUACGAAUCCAAAAACCGGAUAACAUUGGUUUCCGCACUAAUUUCGUAUAUCGUCUCAUCAACGAAAAAUGUCUUAAAACCAAAGCCAAGAAACAGGUCAAAAAUCAGAUCAGUAACACUGCUGAGGGCCAACGAUGUUGCGACAAGAUUUUACAAGAAACUUGGAAAAUCGGUUGUGCACCUUCUAAAGCUACUCCUUCCAGAUCACCACCUGCACGACGAAAAAAUUUUCGUUGGAAACAAUGGAAAGCUGACAAGCGCUCAAUUCGCGCUUCAAAGAAGUACGUCACACAAGCUCCUUCUCCUCCCCCAAAAACAAAAAAAGGGAAAAAGAAAAAAGGAACCAAAAAAUCCUCUAAGGCUUCUAAAUCCAUUGAAACAAAAAAGGAUUGUAAAUGUUAUAUUUGCAAUGAAGCUGGUCAUUAUGCCACUAAUUGCCCACAAAAAGGCAAGAAAGAAUCCAAAAUGAUUAAGCAUCUACAGACAGAUAACCUCUGUGUUGUCUAUGGUAGUGACAUCACCGACCCCAAUACCAUUACGUCUCAUCAAUGA
This is a messenger RNA of Cornus florida, 1542 nucleotides long. RefSeq lists its product as uncharacterized. The record is from RefSeq and is a predicted model, not a curated record. Lineage: Eukaryota; Viridiplantae; Streptophyta; Magnoliopsida; Cornales; Cornaceae. Gene Ontology annotation, molecular function: zinc ion binding; nucleic acid binding; structural molecule activity. The coding region runs from base 1 to 1542 and encodes 513 amino acids. The transcript has a single exon.